UGGCGCUGCACAUGCUAAAUGACCUUUUGGCCACUAGAAGCCUUUGUCAUUCUAUAUGGAUUCAGCCAAGUUCUUGCUAAGAUUCCCCGCCUAUUCAUUUCUAGUGGCUUCCACAUUCGCCUAUCACUUGAAGAGGCUGAAUAAGGGGACAGGGUGGAUGUUGAUUAUCUCUAUCAAGCAAAGGGGCCAUCAGUCUUUCCAGUCAGUGUAUCGGUCCCUGGAGUGCAAUACCCGCAUGCGCAGUGCCAUCAGUCUCGUCGGGUAUCCUGAAGAUCGAAAACAGAGAAGAUGAGCUUGAGCACCCAGCACGGAACUCAUGCAUGAUUUCCGCUUGCCUUUUGUAGUUUUUGCCUAAUUCGGGGUUGAUGUCGAAUUGUCCAGCACUGUUGGAGAUCAACGGCUAUAACGGCAGAAUACGGUAAUUUAAAGGUGUUGGGCAUCACAUUGCACCGGAUGUCAUUACACGCACCGAAAUCUCGAGAAGCAUAAGCAGGAUCAAAUCCAGACGCAGUCAUGGAAGCUCUCACCCACUUUAUGAAUGACACGGUAGAGUUCUACAGAUGGAGCCUUACUAUAGCAGACAAGCGGGUGGAGAAAUGGCCGAUGAUGUCAUCGCCCGCCCCCACCCUGGCCAUCAGCUGCCUGUACCUGCUCUUCCUGUGGGCGGGGCCUAAGUACAUGCAGAAUCGCGAGCCUUUCCAGCUAAGGAAGACCCUCAUAGUGUACAACUUCAGUAUGGUGAUACUCAACUUUUACAUCGCCAAAGAGCUUCUCCUGGGUGCGAGAGCAGCGGGAUACAGCUACCUAUGUCAACCUGUCAGCUAUUCCAACGACGUCAACGAAGUCAGGAUAGCGUCGGCUCUGUGGUGGUACUACAUCUCUAAGGGAGUGGAGUAUCUGGACACAGUGUUCUUCAUCCUGAGGAAGAAGAUCAACCAGGUCAGCUUCCUCCAUGUCUACCAUCACUGCACCAUGUUUAUCCUCUGGUGGAUCGGAAUCAAGUGGGUCCCUGGAGGACAAUCGUUCUUCGGAGCAGGCAUAAACUCAUCCAUCCAUGUCCUGAUGUAUGGAUACUAUGGCCUGGCCGCUUUCGGACCCAAGAUCCAGAAAUUCCUCUGGUGGAAGAAAUACCUGACCAUUAUUCAGAUGAUCCAGUUCCACGUGACCAUUGGCCAUGCCGGCCACUCCCUCUACACUGGCUGCCCAUUCCCUGCCUGGAUGCAGUGGGCCCUGAUUGGCUACGCCGUCACCUUCAUCAUCCUAUUCGGCAACUUUUACUACCAGACCUACCGACGCACCCCACGUUCUGCCCACAAGGCGGCCAAGCCCGUCACUAAUGGUGUCUCCAUGGCAACCAAUGGCUACAACAAGCUACAGGACGUAGAGGAAAAUGGGCUGAAGCAGCAGAAAAAGGGAAGAGCGAAAAGGGAGUAAGGAGAGGGUGGAGAGGAUGGAGGAAGCCUCUGUCAGACCAACACGAGGACCGUGGGGUGAAAAGGCAGAGGAGAUAGGGGGGUUCAGGGGUGAAAGUUCAAAAGUCAAAUGGGAUUCCACCACACCCCUGCCCCUGCAGGAUGUUUCGAGGAUGUGAUUUGUGACCAAUUUGUGUGUGUGUGUUUGUGGGGGGGGGGAUGAUUUGGUGAGGUUUGUAUUCUGCGAUUUGGUAAGGUUUGGGUAUGGAGGGAUGGGGGUAGGAGGAGGGUGUUGGUUAUCUGUUUACAACAAAAGAAGAUCGCUGCUCUUCAUGUAGAGUCUGUGCUCUGUCUCCUUACUUUGGGGUCCUGGUCAAAGACAAGACCUUAAAAAGACCACAACACAACCACAGGGACUCCCAAACUGCUCAGCUGCCGCAACGUUUCCAACCAAAACUCCACCUCCACCAUUUUGUACUUUUCUUUGUUUAACUCAAUGCUGAUGUAGUGAUACAAAUGCUUAUUUAUUUUUGUAGCAUUGUAAAUGGUAUUUUACGUAUUAAAUUAUUUCAAUUGAAUAAUCUUCCAGAAACGUAUACCAAAGAGGAUUUAUUUUUCAUUGCGUGAUGAGUAAGGGAACUACUGGUGGAGCAUUAUUGAGGAUUAAACAGUUGUUUUACAGUA
This is a messenger RNA of Salmo salar (Atlantic salmon), 2096 nucleotides long. RefSeq names its product elongation of very long chain fatty acids-like 4 (gene elovl4). The record is from RefSeq and is a predicted model, not a curated record. Gene Ontology annotation, molecular function: fatty acid elongase activity. Gene Ontology annotation, cellular component: endoplasmic reticulum membrane; endoplasmic reticulum. Gene Ontology annotation, biological process: fatty acid elongation, monounsaturated fatty acid; very long-chain fatty acid biosynthetic process; fatty acid elongation, polyunsaturated fatty acid. Lineage: Eukaryota; Metazoa; Chordata; Actinopteri; Salmoniformes; Salmonidae.